This is a messenger RNA of Striga asiatica, 489 nucleotides long. Lineage: Eukaryota; Viridiplantae; Streptophyta; Magnoliopsida; Lamiales; Orobanchaceae. The record is from the annotation of a GenBank genome assembly.
AUGGGGAUCUUGAUUCUGGUAACCUGCCCGAAAAUAAUCCCCCAAGAUUCUAAUCAAUUUUAUAUACUCGUGUCGGAUUUACCCAACCCUAAGUAUGAUUUAGGAAAGCUCCGUCGCGCCAUCAUCCUCCCUCACCGCCGCCUGCAACUGCACCUCCGUGAGCCGCCGUCGCCGCUGCACUCCUCCGCGAGCCCUCCUCCUCCGGCGAUACACCCAGCAGCAGCGCGCCUGAGAUUCCCCGAGUCCAGCAGUGACGUCUUCUUCCUGUUUGUGCGCACCACCAUCCCUAUCGUGCGAUUAACUCCAGCCCUUCGAUCGCCCGUCGUCCCCUCAGUUCAUCGCCGGGACCAUCUGUGCGGGAUUCCUCUGUCCGGGCAAGGAUUCUUCCAGCGAGCAGCACUCCGUUCGCGUGUCGCAGGGAAGGCUCGAGCACCUCUUUUCCCGAUCAGUAGUGGCGUCAUUUGCACAGACGACUCCCGACCAGCCUGA